AGUUGCCUUGGUAACUGGCAGGAGGUGUGCCCGGGCGCGCAGGGGUUGCUGGCCUGCUCAGGUGUGCGCCUGCGGCUGCUUGAUAGCGCCGGGCCGGGCCUUGCGUGUCGCCGCCGGUUUCCCUCCUACAGUCCUGCAGGAAACAAUGUUUUAAGAAUGUCAUCAGACAUCCGAGCAAAACCAAAGACUGCAGUGCCGAAAAGUAAGACAUCUCCUUUACCGUAUUCUCCAGAAUCUGCUGUUAAACCACAGCCAAAGCCUAGCGACAAGCUGAAUCCUAAAACUAUUGAUCCAUUUGGUGCUUAUUCUCACCGGAGUUCUGCCUUUGCUGCUAUAUACGCCAAAGGUGGCAUUCCAUGCAGGUUAGUGCAUGGCUCAGUGAAGCACAAACUGCGAUGGGAAUGCCCUCCGGAAACUGUUCCCUUUGACCCUCUUCUUCUUACACUGGCAGAGGGUCUACGAGAGACAAAACAUCCCUAUACCUUUGUUUCGAUUGAGGGGUUUAAAGAAUUACUUAUGGUUGAAGGUGCUUCUGAAAAAGCAAUUCCCUUGUUGCCUCGUCUAGUUCCAGUACUAAAGGCUGCAUUGGCCCAUUCAGAUGAUGAAGUAUUUGGGAGGGGAUUGGAUGCUUUAGUUCAACUGAGUGCUGUUGUUGGUCCAUCUCUUAAUGAUCACCUUAAGCAUCUACUCACAAAUCUUUCAAGGAGAUUAAUGGACAAGAAAUUUAAGGAAAAAAUUACUAUUGCUUUACAAAAGUUGGAACUAUAUGGUGGAAAGGCAACUGUGGCUAUCAUCAAAUCUAAAAUUCCAACCUAUUGUUCUGUCGCCUCUUGAACAAGUCAGCUGUAGUGCUUUGUACUGCAAAGUGAAGUUUGGGAAGAAACUGCCUGUGGACAUCACUGCCCCUUAUUUGGUGAAUGCUAGAUUCUCUUAAGCCCAGUUCUUGAGUAUGACGAAAAGUGGGAAAAGCCCUAUCAAUCAGCUGGUAACUAUGCAAUUGUGGAAGAGUAUUUCUUAACAAUAAUUCUGUCUCUAGUGGUGGCUAUUUAUGUGUGCAUUGUGCUUACAAUGACAUGGACAAACUGGCUAUUGAAGACAGAGUAAGUAUUAAUCCUUAUUUUGUUGUAAAUGACUAUUUCCUUUAAUAUUUUUGCAGUGUUUAGUAUGUUUUUUACAUCUGUGUGAUGCAAAAUAACCUAGUAACUAGGGGAUAAGUUACAUAUGCCCACUUCUGAAACAUAACUUACUUUGUGCCAUAAUGGAUAUAGUUUGGGUUCAUCAGCACCUAAUGGAUUAGAUACAGAACUAUGAGAACUCAUCGAAACUUCUUGAUGGUCAGCUUUUAAAGGUAUGAAGGUGAACACACUGAACAGGUAGCAUAUGGUACAAAAGUAAUUAAUUUGCUCAGCACUUUCUCAGGACAUUGUUUUGAGAAGCUGGAGAGGCUCUGGAGAAUACAGUGCAGAGGCAUCAUGUUACUGCACUGAGCCCCAGCCUAGUUAGCUUUGGAUUUAGUGAAUGCAAGUUAGAUGUAGGAAGGCAACCUUGCGGUAUUUGUACUGUGCUCCCUGUGCAUUGAGUUCCGUGAUGCUACAGAUAGCUAUACUUGGGACUAGCUUGUGAAUUCAGCUUCAGACAAGCUAAUAAACUUCUCAGCAGGAAUUCUGUGAAAAAAAACACAAGUAAAAGACAACAAAAAGAUUGCAGAAGACAGCUUACCUGGCUCUCGAGCCUUGUGGGGUGCAGUGUUUGUGAAUGUCUUUGAACUUAAUUGCAAUGUAAUUUCUAACAGGUUUUGUAAUAAAUAUUGUUCAGGGUCCAUGCUGCUAUUGGCAUUUGAGCUACUCUCUGAGAGAAAGCUGCCUGAAGUAGCAAAAUUUACCAUGGAUUCUUUUCCCCUGAGGAAAGUUGUUGGAAGUGUUGGAGGUUUUUUUUGGUCAUCUGAAAAUGCUGUUGCAUAGGAUAAAAGAAAUUUCAUAGUUUUUGGAAAAAUACCAGUGCUUGGCUAAAUUAAAUUUACUUCUGACUCUGCUAAGAUCUCUGCUGGGAUCAGAGCUGUGCUAUGUCAAGAUCCUUGCGUUUAAGCUUUGGGGAAAAAAACCAAAACAACUACCCACAACACAUUUAUUGGCAAAAAUGUUACUUACAUUUCUUCAAAUUAAACAACUCCAAAAACUCAA
This is a messenger RNA of Pogoniulus pusillus (Red-fronted tinkerbird), 2180 nucleotides long. RefSeq names its product parkin coregulated like (gene PACRGL). The transcript is spliced from 8 exons. The record is from RefSeq and is a predicted model, not a curated record. The coding region runs from base 157 to 834 and encodes 225 amino acids. Lineage: Eukaryota; Metazoa; Chordata; Aves; Piciformes; Lybiidae.